UGCAUCCCACGAUAGCCGGAACCUCCAAUUUUAGCGCGUCGAUACCUGAGGCACAAACGCUACUUUCAACACGCCAACUCAAACUUCACACGUGAUGAACCGCUCUGAACCUUUAAUAUUCACAAGCACCAAUUUACCAUUUGAAUUGGCUCGAUAGCUCAUUCAAUCAGCAUACGCUACGGCUACGAAUCCUUCUUUGCACAGGGAAUUCCACGAACUAUAUAUUUACAAGUUUGCGGUCAAAGUGAAAAAAACCCCAGGAAAUACUUGCGAUCAUGGUCCCAGUGUCACGAAAGAGAUCGACACCCAAUUCCAGCGACGACGACGAUAUGGACGAACCCCACCGCAAACGGCAACGCAUUUCGCCCGUUCUCCCACAAACACCUCCUCCGGAGCUCGAGCUGACGCAUACUGAUAAAAUGGAAUCUUCACUCUUCGACAGCGACGUGCGGACGCUGCUGCGCAAAACUAUAUGCCAGACACUAGCACAUGUCGGAUAUGAUAGAGCGACGGAGGAAGCGCUGGAGGCGAUGUGUAUGCAGGUCGACACUUGUUUGUAUAUCCUCAUUUUUGGGCAAUGGGCCCUGUGUUGACAAGUCUACAAGAUACUACGCAUUUACUCUCGCAAGUUACAAAUUCGAUGCUGAAUGCUAGAAGAAGUGCACCGAUACCACACGACAUAGCAUACGCGUUUAAUCGAUAUCAAUUACCACUCGCAUCACUAGAACCACAUUUGCGACCUCCGAUUUCCGUACCGAAACUCAAGCUAGAGGUCGAACCGGCGCCGGAGGAAGACAAGACGACGAAAAAUAUUAUAAGGAUAUUGGGGAAGGAACUUAAUGGUGAGGUGGAAAAGGCACAGAAAUCAUAUAUCCCGAAAGGGUUCCCUGCGUUUCCAAGCAAACAUACAUUUAAAUGGACGCCCAAGGAAAGCGAACGCGUAACGGAUCCGCGAAAGAUCCGCGAAGAAGCUGCAAAGAAUGCGAGGAUGGGGGAGGAGGCUCUGAGACGUUUGGUGAAGGUUGGAAAGGUGAGCAAAGAUAGGGAUAUGAAGCGGAUGGCGGGUAGAGAUCCAAAGAGCAAGGAAAGACAUGAAUUAUGGGAGCGCGCCAUGUUAAGUUUGGCCGGCGAAAAGGGUAAUACACAUACUGCAAGCGGGAGCGGGAAUGGAAAAGAAAAGAUGAGGGAUCUGGCGCUGGAUGAGCGCAGUAUGGUGGUUAAUGCGGAAAAGCAGUACUUUAGAACGGGAGCACCGGCGAAGAGGAAAAUCCAACCUCAACCUCCGCCUCCACCUUCGCCUAUGGAUGAGGAUUUAAUACAAUUGGAGCCAUAGAGAAUCGCUUAUGAUAAAGUCUACGAAUAAUAACCUGGGUUCGGAAUGGAGGGAUGGAAGGAUGCAUGCAUAUUCAGCGAGGAGUUCUGGGGUUUGAAUUAACCGGGUCACAUUUUCAGGGGCCAAUGAAUUCGUGGUGGAUGGACUUUUGCAUGAGCGAGAGGUAUUUUCUUGUAUGUGUAAAACUUACAUAAAUUGUUGCUCAUGCGCAACUUUACAUACACCCUACCAAAGAGAUAUACUUUUUAUGAUUCCUAUGGCCAUAU
Messenger RNA from Sclerotinia trifoliorum, 1599 nucleotides. Lineage: Eukaryota; Fungi; Ascomycota; Leotiomycetes; Helotiales; Sclerotiniaceae. The record is from the annotation of a GenBank genome assembly.